Arvicanthis niloticus (Nile rat) is the source of this 3747-nucleotide messenger RNA. The record is from RefSeq and is a predicted model, not a curated record. Lineage: Eukaryota; Metazoa; Chordata; Mammalia; Rodentia; Muridae.
GAACUCUGUGAAGCCGAGAUUCCGGCAUGGCGACCAAGCGGCUGGCGCGGUACGCUAGGGGUUUCUCCUCCGGGUGGGCGACGGUCAUCCUCAGCCGUUUGGUCUGGAACUGAAAAGGGCCUUGAUCUUCUCGGUCUCGAGCCCCUCUCUAUUCGCGCCAAGUUGGAGGAGCCCGAGAAACCCCCGGGUCCUCUGCGUGGUGUGCGUUCAUUCUAGGCCCUUGGGAACGCCUGGAAUGUGACAGCUCUGCACACUGUUCUCAGGCGGCUUGGAUUAAUUAGGAGAAAGUCAGUUACACCAGCAAGUGGAAAUCCAGGAGGAAGCAGAUUCAAACAGUUGUAUGACUACUUAAUUGUCAUUGAUUUUGAGUCUACAUGCUGGAGUGAUGGGAAGCACCACAAUAGCCCUGAAAUAAUUGAAUUUCCAGCAGUUUUGUUGAGUACAGCAACUGGAGAGAUUGAAUCUGAGUUUCAUGCUUAUGUCCAGCCUCAAGAACAUCCAAUUCUUUCUGAAUUUUGCACAGAACUGACAGGGAUAAAACAGGCUCAGGUUGAUGAAGGAGUCCCCCUGAAGAUUUGCUUAUCCCAGUUCUGUAAAUGGAUUCAUAAGCUUCAGCAGCAGAAGAAAAUCAGUUUUGUCACUGGGGAUUCAGAGCCUUCUCCUUCUGAAGUGAAACUGUGUGCUUUUGUUACUUGGUCAGACUGGGACUUGGGCGUUUGCCUAGAGUAUGAGUGUAGAAGAAAGCAGCUGUUAAAACCUGUGUUCUUAAAUUCUUGGAUUGACCUCAGAGCAACUUACAAGCUUUUUUAUAAGAGAAAACCCAAAGGACUGAGUGGUGCCUUGCAGGAAGUGGGAAUAGAAUUUUCAGGCCGAGAACAUUCUGGCUUAGAUGAUUCUCGGAACACUGCUCUUCUUGCUUGGAAAAUGAUCAGGGAUGGUUGCCUAAUGAAAAUUACCAGGUCCUUGAACAAGGUUCUCACUAAGAAGAAUACCAAGAUUUUGGCCAGAAAUUUGUGUACAGAUCAAGUUGAAGAAGCAUCUGCCUGCAACAUUAGCAUCCAGGGUCCCAGCAUAUAUCAAAAGGAGCCCCAAAGUACAGUAAAUACAAAGGAAAAUGCUCAAAUGAAUUCAGUUUGUGUGAAUUCCUGUGUAAAGGACCAAUUACAGUUAAAAAGCAACAUGAAAGCAGAUCUUUACAAUAUCAAACAUAGCUUGCCUCUUUUCACUACCAAGUCCUCCACGUCUGUAGAACAACUGCGUUCUCCCACGGUAACUCCAUCUCUCUAUAUACAGAAGCCAAGUCACAGUGUUCAGCUUGCAUCAAAUGACAGCUCAAAGUCCUCAACACUUAACUCCAACCUGGUGCUUGUAUCUACAACCAUCCCGUCUGUUAAUCUUGUUUCUGAUGUAGAAAUGGGUCAUACUUUUGACUGUUUACCAAUGUUGGCUGAGUGGGAAGAUGUAGUUUUACUGCCAGCAUCUCAGGCUGAGUUAGGUGCAGACUGUAUGCCUCCUAUUAGUGACAUAAAUGUGGAUAUUUCUUUUAAUUCUGUAGAGAGAUCAUUGGUUUCAGGAGAACCAGAAACCCUUAGUUAUGAAAACUUUGAAGACCUUAAGGAAACUCCUCAAAACUCUGAGACAUCUAAGUCUAUUGUGUAUAAGAGUCCUCACAGUACAGUCUAUAAUGUAAAAGGAGCCAAGCACAAAGCAAGUUCGGAUGCCUCGGUUUUUAAGUUACCCGAAUGCAAACCAUUUCCUUUCACCAGUGUUCAUGCGAAUGCAUCGCAUCCUUCAGUUCUGAGGACACAGCCUCUCCUUUCAGGUGGUACUAAAAGGAAUUCAUUUAGUCCUCCAGCUUUCCCACGAGCCAAAAAGCAGACCUUCACUAUUCAUGAAGAAAAGUCGACAUCAUCUAUUUGCUCUCCAGGAACAACUUGUAAAGUUUCUCCCUCUGUAUUAACAUCCACAGUUAAUCUACAAGAGCUUUGGAAGACUGGAAAGAUGACACCCCCUUUAUGCAAGUGUGGCAGAAGAUCUAAGCGGCUUAUUGUUUCUAAUAAUGGGCCAAACCAUGGGAAAGCCUUCUAUUGUUGCCCUGUUGGGAAAUACCAAGAAGACAGAAAAUGCUGUGGUUAUUUUAAAUGGGAACAAACACUUCAAAAAGAAAGAACCAAUGGCAAAGCUCUACCUCAUUCCUCAAAAGGACUCACUUUCAGCUCUCCAGAAACAAGCCAUAUUCAUGACAGAAAUUUAAGUUUUCCUGUUAAAAAUUCUUUACGACUCAGACCUUCAAUGAGACAUUGAUAAAACUUUCUUCUAAACUGUCUUUUACUUCAGUAUAAGUCUUAUCUGACUUUUAUGCAGGAAAGAUAGCAGUAGGGUUUACGUUACACAGCCUCAGCAUAUCUGAGCACUGCAGUUACACUAGAGCAGUUCAUACAAACAGAAGGGAAGUGUCUUGUAUGACGUGCACUCUUGCCAAGUAGUUGUCUAUCAACUGUCGUCUGUUCAUGUAGUAACCCUUGUUCUUAGAUUUCCAAGGAUGAACAUUUAGAUAAUCUCAUAUAUUUUAUAUAUUAACAUCUGCUGAAUUUAUCAAACUAUCAAAGAACUACAAGGAAAAUCUAUUUUUACAAUCAUGUUUAUUAGGUUAAAUUUAAUAACUAGCCAUAGAGACAGCCAUCACUUAUACUUUGACCUUCAAACAAUUUUCAAACUAUUUUUAAAUUACUUGAAUAAAAAUAUGACUAGUAAAGUUCUUAUUCAACUUUUAGGUAAAUAUUCUAAGAAUUAUGACAAUUUCCUAAAAAUAAGGUUCUUUUCAAAGUUUGAAGAUUUGUUCUGAUUUGUAUAUUAGCAUAUUAGAAUUGUUCAGUUAAGUUUUGAAAACCCAUGUGGCAGAGAUUUGGUUUAGAAACUGCUCCUAAAAUAAAUUAUAAGACAUCUCGGCAUCUGAUGACAUUCAUUUUAUGUUGGCAAAUUACAGGAACAUUGACAUGAAUGCAGAAGGAUUCAGUGAUUAUUUGAUUUCAGAAUUAGGUCUCUGGUGUCAUAACUACAACAUGCUUUAAAUCUAGUUUAAAAGCAGUCUGCCCACAUAAUCUGUGGUUCUUGCAGACUUGUAGACUCUGUGUUUAUAGAUACGCAGGUGAUGAGUGGGAUGAGUUUAAAUUGCUGUCCAUUCCUUUUUCCUCAGUUCAUUUCUUUUGACCUUCCCACUGACAGUCUUUGGCAGCUCUUCGAUAAAUUCUACCUGUUGGUAUUAAGAGGAAGAAGAAGUUAGUCCCGCACUUGUAAACUUCAUUCAGGGCAUGCCAGUUAUGCAGUAGUUUCAGAUUCUAGAUGAAAGGAUGAAGUUGGGAUUUUUUUAUUUGUUUGUUUGGUUGGUUGGUUUUGGUUUUUUGGGUUUUUUUUUUUAUAUUAAUAUUAUUAGCUAAUUGACUGAAUUAUGUUGGGGGCUUCAGUUUAGCCUCAAAAUUUUUGAUUAACUAUUGUCAUUAGUUCUGUUUAAAACAUCUUGUAUAGCAUAUUUAAGGAGAAAGGUCAUUUAAAAUUAAAGAAAAAAAAAAAACAAAUAGAAAAUUUUCCAAAGCACUGAACAAAUAUCAAUUGUAACAAGUACUACCUUUCUGGGGUAUUUGUAAGGCGCUGUAGUCUUCUUCACAUGCUCCUGAAUCUCCUUUUUCAGUUGCUCUUGAUCAUGGGACUUGUAAUCGGGAUUCAGGACAAUAAAAGCCUUUACUACCU